This is a messenger RNA of Alternaria alternata, 1852 nucleotides long. RefSeq lists its product as hypothetical. Bases 26 to 1390 code for a protein of 454 amino acids. The record is from RefSeq and is a predicted model, not a curated record. The transcript is spliced from 2 exons. NCBI's taxonomy places the organism in Eukaryota, Fungi, Ascomycota, Dothideomycetes, Pleosporales, Pleosporaceae.
GCCAACACCACUUUACUACAUCGACAUGAACCAAGCAGAGGAUGUCGAGGUUAUCCUCGGCCACAAGCGCCGCUACAAGUUUCACUCUGGUACUUUGGCGCGCAACUCUACCCUCUUCGCUGACAUGUUAACCGAACCCAACGCUGCAAAACUGAACAACCGCGCCAGAAAUGCUGGUAUCAAGACCCGUUGGAUGAUUGAGUUGAAAGAACUUCCUUCCAAGCAACACCCUGCCGGUCGUCUCGGCCUUGUGGAACUUGGACCAACUGCUGAGCGAGCCGACGGCCUGAACAGCCUAAUCGUAAACGAGAACGGACGCAUCCCUCAAGCUACCAAGAUCUUCGACCACUAUGAGGGCAUUUUCUACGCCUUCUACAACAAGGAAUUCUCCAUCGAUGACUCCGACAUGUCCGCCGCGCUCCAAGAUUGCUAUCAACUUCUUUGCAUUGCGGAUUACCUAGGCUGCACUAGACUGAUAUCUAAGCCCAUCGAGAUUGCUCUCCUCAAACAUGGUCAAGAUCUUUUCCGUGCCAUCCAAAAGAAGCCACACGCAUGGGUCGAAAUGUCCUACCGUAUUCGUAGCGAACUUAUCUUCCGCGAGUGCAUGGUCCACCUGGUUGGUAACUGGAGAACUAUCAAAUCCGCCCCUAACGCACUUGAAUACCUACGCAAAGUCCCUGGUCUACGCGGCUUGAUCGAAAAGUACCAUCGAGCCAUGCUCAGCCAGUGUAAGUUUGUCGAGCUAGCAGUGAUGUCCCUCUACCCAGGUUCUAUGCGCCUGCCUGUUGAAGACCUGCCUAUCAAGCGCGAGGCCUUUGCCAAAGACAUUCUAGUCUGGAUGGCACUGACCUUCUUCCGCCAUUGGAUCGGCCAGCGUCUCAUCAUGGAGAGGGGUAGACACAGCGCAGACUGUGGGUACGAGCUCUAUAAGCAAAUAGGUACAGGAGGCGAGUCCUACAUGGACAAAUCCGUCAUCAACCAGUUUCAUACCAAGUUCCCAAUGACAAAGAAGGCGAUGAACGUCCUGGAGAACCAUCUGCUCGAGAUCAAGGAAUGCAUGAAGACCGUUGUCGACCAGCACAAGAUCCUCCAGUCGAAGUGCCAGUUGGACGUUCAUCGUUUUCCGGUUGAGUACUUGACCUGCACAGAGUUUAAGAAGGAGGAUAUUCCGUGGGAGAAGGAGACUGAAGGACCUAGGGUGCUGCCAGCUAAGCGGGCGUACAAGGCUGGAGGUAAUGACAUUGCGCGGAAGAACUUGGAUACAGCGAGGAUGCAUCAGGAAAGGGGCUUGAGUGUGGAGGGCGAGCAGAACGGUGGCGAUGAAGCAGAGUUUGAAAGUGAUAUGGAGGAUGUGGAGGAUGCCAGGGCUAAGCGUGUCAGAACUCAGUAGGCUACAACCAUGGCGUAUCUGCCACGCGGUAAUGUGAGGUAGGCGGUGAGCUUUGAUAGAAAGUGUGAGAACCUCCUGGGCGUUGUGCGGUCAGACGAAAGUACGAUCUGGGUUCCCAUAUCGGCGUCAAACGGACUUUAGAGAAAAUGAAAUUGUGCUUUGUACACUGUUCUGGUUCUAUUACAUGCCUCACGUCUGAAUCUGGCCUUUGGUGACCGAGGUAUAAUUUCAUGCAUCUUCUCUUAGCCGCCUCCGCUACCGUCCUCUAUUCGUCGUCGAAACCUGCCGGCCUUGGUCGUGGUCCCUUUGGUACUGUUCCAGGUCAGCAAAUCGUGUUCCUGCCCGGGUCUGCCUAAUCCCCCAAUUCCCAUUGCCCUCCACAAUCGACACUUGCUAUUCUCGCCACGUACCUGGGUAUGUCAUAGGGAUCUUAGGGAUCGGCUCCUCGCCCAUAUAUCUCCG